Messenger RNA from Zeugodacus cucurbitae (melon fly), 648 nucleotides. Its product is annotated as putative oligosaccharyltransferase complex subunit CG9662. The record is from RefSeq and is a predicted model, not a curated record. Gene Ontology annotation, cellular component: oligosaccharyltransferase complex. The transcript is spliced from 2 exons. NCBI's taxonomy places the organism in Eukaryota, Metazoa, Arthropoda, Insecta, Diptera, Tephritidae. The coding region runs from base 109 to 561 and encodes 150 amino acids.
UCAUUGUCAAAUGCGACUCUACAAAGUGUAGACGUCAACUCAUCAAUUACACCGGCAAAUAAGCAAAGUUUUGGGAAUUGUUUAUAAGGGCUGACUAAUAAUUUAAAUAUGAUUGAGACGCUGUAUAGCUUGCCCUUCCAAAUCUUGGUGCCUCCAAAUAUCAAAAUCCGCCGUCCAGCAUGGUUUCGUAAACCCUCACCAAUGGUUAUGUUCUCCAUUGUGCUACUGUCGUACUUUCUCGUCACCGGUGGAAUUAUAUACGAUGUAAUUGUGGAACCACCGAGUGUAGGAGCUACGGUAGAUGAACAUGGACAUUCUCGGCCCGUCGCUUUUAUGCCUUACCGGGUAAAUGGUCAAUAUAUAAUGGAGGGAUUGGCUAGCAGUUUUCUAUUCACCAUCGGAGGUUUAGGUUUCAUCAUAAUGGAUCAGACACAUAUACCGGGAAAGACAAACUUAAAUCGUUUUCUUUUAACCGCAAUGGGAUUUAUAUUCAUACUGGUUUCAUUUUUCACCACUUGGCUCUUCAUGCGUAUGAAAUUACCCAGUUAUUUGCAGCCAUGAAUGAAAAAUCGAACGUGGCAUUUGGUGUUUACUCGAACUUUUUUUUUUAAUUUAACAAUUACUUUAAAUAAAAAAUGUAAAAACUGA